GCCGCGGUGACGCGGGGCCGGCCGGGCCGGGGCGAUGGCGGCGGCGGAGGCGCGGGCCGAGGGUCCCCCGCUGCCCGGCCCGCCGGGGGGCCGCCCGCGGCCCGUCUGCUCCCGGCCCUACUUCCUCGUCCUCAUGGUCUUCGCGCACCUCUACGUGCUCAACGUGCUGGGGCUGCUGCUCUUCGUGCACCUCAGCGCCGGCGAGCCCGGCGGGCCGCCCGCCGCCCCCGCGCCGCCGCCGCCGCCGCCCGCCCGCGCCCUCCCGCGCCUCGAGGGCAUCAAGGUGGGCCACACGCAGCGGGUGGAGCUGGUGCCCGGCAGGGCCCACAAUGUGCGCACCCUGAGCCUCAAGCCGCUGCUCUUCGAAAUUCCCGACUUCCUGACAGAGGAGGAGUGCAAGCUCAUCGUCCAUCUUGCAAAGCUGAAGGGGCUGCAGAAGAGCCAGAUCUUACCAACAGAUGACUAUGAGGAAGCCAUGGAAAUGAUUGAAAUCAGCCAGAUGGACAUUUUCAAUCUCCUGGACCAUAAUCAGGAUGGGCAGCUGCAGCUCAAAGAGGUGUUGACCCACACUCGGCUUGGGAACGGCAGGUGGAUGACCCCUGAAAACAUCCGUGAGAUGUACACAGCAGUCAAGGCUGAUCCUGAUGGGAAUGGUGUGCUGAGUUUGGAGGAGUUCAAACAGUUGAAUAUCCGUGAUUUCCAUAAGUACAUGGGAAGCCAGAAGGUGAAGAUGAGUGACCUGGUGCGCAACAGCCAGCACACCUGGCUGUACCAGGGCGAGGGGGCACACCAGGUCAUGAGAGCCAUACGGCAAAGGGUGAUGCGCCUGACUCGCUUGCCCCCCGAGAUCGUGGAGCACAGCGAGCCCCUCCAGGUUGUGCGGUACGACCAGGGAGGGCACUACCAUGCCCACAUGGACAGUGGCCCCGUGUUCCCUGAGACUGCCUGCAGCCACACAAAGCUCGUCGCCAACGAGAGCGCUCCUUUUGAGACCUCCUGCCGGUAUGUGACUGUGCUGUUCUACCUGAACAAUGUGACUGGGGGAGGCGAGACAGUCUUUCCUAUUGCUGAUAACAGGACGUACGAAGAGAUGUCUUUGAUCCAGAACGAUGUUGACCUGCGAGAUACUCGGAAAAACUGCGACAAGGGCAAUUUGCGAGUGAAACCUCAGCAAGGCACUGCUGUUUUCUGGUACAACUACCUGUCCGACGGAGAAGGCUGGGUGGGGGAGCUGGAUGACUUCGCCCUGCAUGGAGGCUGCCUGGUCACCCAAGGCACAAAGUGGAUCGCCAACAACUGGAUCAAUGUCGACCCUAACCGCCGGCGGCAGCAGCAGUUCCAGCAGGAGAUGGAGCGCUAUGCGGGGGCCGAUGCGGGGGCCGGGGCCGGAGCCCCGGGCGAGUGGACAGUGGACAAGGCCUACAGCGGGGCGCACUUGGAGCUGUAGGCGCGGGGGGCCUGGCCGCGCGCACGUGGCCUUUUCCCGCGCUGUGCGGGGGGGCGGGGCUGCGGACCACGUGCGCGGCGGGGCCGCGUCGCGCGCCAAUAAAGCGUGCAGAGACG
Pipra filicauda (Wire-tailed manakin) is the source of this 1563-nucleotide messenger RNA. RefSeq names its product prolyl 4-hydroxylase, transmembrane (gene P4HTM). Gene Ontology annotation, biological process: peptidyl-proline hydroxylation to 4-hydroxy-L-proline. The coding region runs from base 35 to 1447 and encodes 470 amino acids. Gene Ontology annotation, cellular component: endoplasmic reticulum. Gene Ontology annotation, molecular function: L-ascorbic acid binding; calcium ion binding; iron ion binding. The record is from RefSeq and is a predicted model, not a curated record. The transcript has 9 exons. Lineage: Eukaryota; Metazoa; Chordata; Aves; Passeriformes; Pipridae.